AUGAAACCUAAAUCAACAGGGCGUGGCGCCAUUCUGCCAUUUCAAUUUAACUCCGUUUCAAGUCAAACAUGUGACAACAACGCAGUCUGUUUUGCAACAGACGUGGGAUUCAACUGCACCUGCAAUACCGGGUACGAAGGAACAACAAGUGGAUGCGUCAAUAUCGAUGAAUGUGCCACUCUGUCACCUUGUAAAACAGGUGAAACAUGCACUGACAACGAUGGAAAUUAUACUUGUCACUGUGGAGAUAUAUCAACUGUUUGUGCCGACACAGCAGACUGUGUGCUGAACACUUGUACGUGUAAUGCCGGCUAUACAGGAAAUGGCGCAACUUGCAUUGAUAUGGACGAAUGUGCCAUCUCUGGAACAUGCGAUGCUAACGCCGCUUGUAGUAAUACUAUGGGAAGUUAUGCAUGCGCGUGCCGUUCUGGAUAUGCAGGAAAUGGAAAAGAAUGUGUCGACGUUGACGAAUGCACAACUGGAUUUCACAAUUGCUCAUUACCGUUGACAUGCAGCAAUAUUGAAGGGAGUUUCGAGUGCACGUGUGGUGGCGAACAAACUUGUCCCACCAACGCGCAAUGCGUAACGUCUGGGGCGUCUUCUGCUUGUGUGUGCGACGAUGGUUAUGAACGAAAUGGUACUGAAUGUAAUGACAACAACGAAUGCAGCAAAUCUCAUGAUUGUCACAAAAAUGCGGAAUGUAUAAACAUACCGGGAAAUUAUACUUGUACGUGCAAUGAAGGAUACACUGGAGAUGGAAAGCAAGAGUGCAAUGGGACUACCAUGUUAACCGUAUCUGUACCUAUUCUGCUACUUGUACUUGCCCACACCUUGAAAAUGCAUAUGUGAAAUUCUACUUAUUUGGUUGUAUUUAUAUGUCGAAAUUGUUAACUAUAUACAUGCCCGAAGUUAGAUAUACUCGUUUUAUCGGGUCACAUGAAAACCGUCAGUCAUUUGGUUAUCGACUGCCAUAUUUAUUCAUGCUCAUCCGAAUAAGGCCGAGAAGUACAAUAUAAUGAACAAUGAAAUCGGGAAAUAUCAAGUUGAAAAUGCGAAGUUUAAGUCACCCAAUCGAUGUCAAAACGAGAGAGAUAUGACGAAAUGCGUCACAAAGGUCAAAUGAAACUUCAAAGUGCCAAACUUCGAAUACAAUAUCUUCAACGAUAGUUCGACCAUUCAUUGUCCAUGUGACACUUAAUUUACUGGAUGAAACAUUUAUUUGGUCCAUGCGAUGCCUAAUUUAUCUAGCAAGACAUUUUCUCUGGUACUUACUGUAGAAAUUGUGAAAAAAGGAAAAUAUUGAGAAAGAAAGUAAAAUGUCUACGUCGUCUGAGUGCUUAAAUUCGGAUCAAAUUAACCUAUUUACAACGAUUACUCGGUCAUGUAAAUUUCGUGUCCAAUAGCAAGUUUAUCAGUUUGAGAGCAUAAAAAACGAUAUUAACAAUAGCUUGAGAUGAGCUAAUUAUUAAUGACCUGACUGAUGCCAAAACAACAUUACUUCAAAACCCUGAUAUUUUUCCUUUGCAAGGCGUGAUAUUUUUUAUUUGUUUCAGUCCUCAUCUAUUUCUACUAUUCAAUCGCAAUCUAAUAGAAAACUUGACGAAUCUGUACUAUAUGGCAUGCAAUCUUUAAUGUAUAUAUAUUCACAAGCCCUCGUUUGUAUACUUGCUUAGAAUGCUGUAUUUGCCCUAAUUAUUCAAAGUACGAACCCCUUGCAAUUGAUACUAAUGCUCACACCAAGGAGCCGACCAUCGCACUGGGUAUGAAGCUUGAGGCAAAAUUCAUAUUACAGGAUUCUUUUGGGUUAUAUAUUGAUUUUGGUCACACUUACAAAAAUGUUCAAUACAACCUUUUUACGAUAUGUUUUGUCUGCAUGUUUAAAUUUAGGUUUGUUUAUCAACAAAACAAUCAUGAGAGAAGUAGGCUUA
Styela clava is the source of this 1928-nucleotide messenger RNA. NCBI's taxonomy places the organism in Eukaryota, Metazoa, Chordata, Ascidiacea, Stolidobranchia, Styelidae. The record is from RefSeq and is a predicted model, not a curated record.